AUGGGGUCCCGAUGUGCCAAACUCAGCACGGGCCAUGGCCGGGGCCACGAAUCCUCCAUGAAGAAGCUCGUGGCCUGUGUGAGUCAAGAUAAUUUCUCCUUAUCCUCGGAGGAAGAAGAGGAGGAGGCAGAGGAGGAGACCGAGGAGGAGGACGUAGGGGAGGAAGAAGAGGAGCUGCCGGUGCAAGGGAAGCUGCUGCUGAUGGAGCCUGAGCCGGAGGAGGAAGAGGAAGAGGAAGAGGAGGAAGAGGCCUCGCCUGAGGAUGCAGCGGCCAAGCGCAGCCCUGAGCCCAAAAAGUCUCGCUCCUGA
This is a messenger RNA of Suncus etruscus (white-toothed pygmy shrew), 309 nucleotides long. It is a transcript of the gene PRM3, whose product is annotated as protamine 3. NCBI's taxonomy places the organism in Eukaryota, Metazoa, Chordata, Mammalia, Eulipotyphla, Soricidae. The record is from RefSeq and is a predicted model, not a curated record. Gene Ontology annotation, cellular component: cytoplasm. Bases 1 to 309 code for a protein of 102 amino acids. Gene Ontology annotation, biological process: flagellated sperm motility. The transcript has a single exon.